Prosopis cineraria is the source of this 2586-nucleotide messenger RNA. Its product is annotated as linoleate 13S-lipoxygenase 3-1, chloroplastic-like. The coding region runs from base 1 to 2502 and encodes 833 amino acids. Gene Ontology annotation, molecular function: protein binding; oxidoreductase activity, acting on single donors with incorporation of molecular oxygen, incorporation of two atoms of oxygen; metal ion binding. The transcript has 9 exons. The record is from RefSeq and is a predicted model, not a curated record. Lineage: Eukaryota; Viridiplantae; Streptophyta; Magnoliopsida; Fabales; Fabaceae. Gene Ontology annotation, biological process: lipid oxidation.
AUGCUUUUGAACUCAUUUCAUGUUCAUCCUCUCCACCACUACCAUGCCAUUCAGGAAUUGAAGGUGUUUUCUCUACGAAGGAAUAAAAGGGAAAAACUUGGACUGAGGAAGAAGAUGAUGACGGUGAGAGUGAAGCAAACGCCGCCGAUACGGUGCUCUCAGGGAGGAAUUAAAGUCAGGGGGUUGGAGCCAAAGCUGAGCAAGGAAGCAGUACUGGAAUGGUCCAGAGAACGUAGACUUGGAGCAGAGGCUGGGACCUACAAAGUGGAAUUUGAGGUGGACUCAGAUUUUGGGAUUCCUGGAGCUGUUACCAUCAGUAACUGUUACGAAACUGAGUUCUUCUUGGAAAGCAUAACCAUUGAGAGAUGUGUUCAUUUUGCUUGCAAGUCUUGGAUUCAGCCAAACACGUCCCUUGAAGCUGGGAAGAGAGUAUUUUUCACAAACAAGGCAUAUUUACCACGUGAGACACCAGUAGGACUAAAGAAGGCAAGAGAAGAAGGAUUGAAGGAGAAAAGAGGUGAUGGGACAGGAGUGAGGACACGUUCUCAAAGGAUAUACGACUAUGAUGUUUACAAUGAUUUGGGUGAUCCAGACAAAGGAGAUGAACUGAAAAGACCAACACUUGGUGGCUCACUCAACCCUCAUCCUAGACGAUGUCGUACUGGUCGUCCACCUUCGAGCAGCGACGUCACAGCAGAGUCAAGAUUGCCUGAAUUUGAAUCAAUAUACGUUCCAAGGGAUGAGGAAUUGGAGGACUUGAAGAAAGAAACUGUUGAUAAGGGAAAAUUCAAAGGAAGGCUUAGGAAUAUUGUUCCAUCAUUGUUAGAUAUCAUUUCAGGCAGUGAAGAUGAGGUAUCUGAAAUUGACAACAUCUUUAAAGAACCAUCACAUUUUGGAAUGACGAAGUCUCAAAAAUCACUCCCCAAGAUUUUCAAUAACUUGCAAGGCACCAUCGAUGAAUUUUUCAAAUUUGAUCCUCCAAAGCUAUCUUCAAGAAGCACAUCUUAUUUCUUGCGAGAUGACGAAUUUGCGCGCCAAAUGCUUGCUGGUAUUAACCCUUUGAGCAUUGAAAUCCUCAAGGAAUUUCCUCCUAAAAGCAAACUAGAUCCGUCUCUCUAUGGUCCAUCAGAAUCAGCAAUCAAGGAAGAACACAUUAAAGAUCAUCUUGAUGGAAUGCACCUCCAACAGGCAUUGGAAGAGAAUAAGUUGUUCAUAUUGGAUUACCAUGAUUUGUACCUUCCAUUCUUGGAUCGUAUAAAUGCUCUUGAGGAUCGCAAAACCUAUGCAACUCGCACAAUUUUCUUUCUAACACAAGUGGGCACUCUAAAACCCAUAGCAAUCGAGCUCACUCUUCCACCAAUUCAUCCAAAGAGAGUCCUCACUCCUCCAAUGGACGCCACCUCCAACUGGUUAUGGCAGCUUGCCAAAGCCCAUGUUUGCUCUAAUGAUGCUGGUGUUCACCAGCUUGUUCACCAUUGGUUGCGGACUCAUGCAUGCAUGGAACCAUUUAUAAUAGCCACCCAUAGACAAUUGAGUGUGAUGCAUCCAGUAUUCAAGCUUCUGCAUCCUCACAUGAGGUACACCCUGAAGAUAAAUGCAAUGGCUCGUGAGACACUCAUCAAUGCAGGAGGCAUAAUUGAAUCAGACUUCACUCCUGCCAAAUAUUGCAUGCAAAUUAGUUGUGCUGCUUAUAGAGACUGGUGGCGCUUUGACCUUGAACCGCUUCCUGCUGAUCUCAUUAGAAGAGGUGUAGCAGUUCCUGAUGCAACUCAGCCUCACGGAGUUAGGCUACUUAUCGAAGACUAUCCUUAUGCCUCUGACGGGCUCCUCAUAUGGUCAAGCAUAGAGAAGUUGGUUCAAAAAUAUGUAAACUAUUACUACAAAGAUUCAAAAGCCGUUUCUUUAGAUCAUGAGCUCCAAUCAUGGUACAAAGAAUCCAUAAAUCUGGGGCAUGCUGAUCUUAAAGAUGCUCCUUGGUGGCCAAAACUUGAAACUCCUCAAGAUCUUAUGUUCAUACUUUCCACAAUAAUUUGGACCGUGUCAGCACAGCAUGCUGCUUUGAACUUUGGACAAUACCCUUUUGGAGGUUACGUUCCAACUCGUCCGCCAUUAAUGAGAAGAUUGAUUCCUAGUGAGAAUGAUCCCGACCAUGCAAGUUUUGUGGCAAACCCCAAGAAGUACUUCGUGUCAUCAUUGCCAAGUUUAUUCCAGGCAACGAAGUUCAUGGCUGUGAUUGAUAUAAUUUCUGCACAUUCACCAGAUGAAGAGUACAUUGGGGAUAGAAAUGAUUUGUCAAGUUGGGUGGGGGAUCCUGAGAUAAUUGAUGCAUUCUAUGAGUUCUCAAUGGAAAUAAGAAGUGUCGAGAAAGAGAUUGAGAGAAGAAAUGGUGACCCACAGCUUAGGAAUAGAUGUGGUGCUGGAGUGUCACCAUAUGAGUUGCUUAUUCCAAGUUCAGGACCUGGGACCACAGGAAGAGGAGUGCCAAAGAGUAUAACAGUGUGAUUAUUGAAACAUAAAUUACAUGUACCUCUUUUGAGUAAAACUAGGCAGUCUCAUCACUAUAUAUAUAUAUAUAUAUAUAUAUAA